Perca fluviatilis (European perch) is the source of this 1870-nucleotide messenger RNA. RefSeq names its product acyl-CoA dehydrogenase short chain (gene acads). Bases 97 to 1314 code for a protein of 405 amino acids. Gene Ontology annotation, cellular component: mitochondrion. Gene Ontology annotation, biological process: butyrate catabolic process; fatty acid beta-oxidation using acyl-CoA dehydrogenase. The record is from RefSeq and is a predicted model, not a curated record. The transcript has 10 exons. Lineage: Eukaryota; Metazoa; Chordata; Actinopteri; Perciformes; Percidae. Gene Ontology annotation, molecular function: flavin adenine dinucleotide binding.
AUUCCGACAGCACGUAAAGGCAGCAGCGUGCUUCAUAUCACCUCAGUCAAACUCAUUGAAAGAUAGUUUGCUACCUGAAGCCAGGAGAAAGGAGUCAUGGCUGCACUUUUUAAAGCAAGGAAAGCUCUCGCAGUGUGUCUCGCUGGCUGUCGAAGUCUGUCCCAGCUGGCAGAGUUACCGGAGACUCAUCAGCUUCUUAGACAGACGUGCAGAGACUUCGCCGACAGAGAACUGGCCCCCAUCGCUGCCAGGCUGGACAAGGAGCAUUCUUACCCUGCCAAACAGAUCCAGGAGUUGGGGGCGAUGGGGGUGAUGGCCAUGGAGGUCCCCGAGGAGCUGGGUGGAGCCGGGAUGGACUACCUGGCGUACAGUCUGGCUAUGGAGGAAAUCAGCCGAGGCUGCGCCAGCACGGGAGUCGUGGUGUCUGUAAAUAAUUCUCUCUACAUCGGGCCGAUACUGAAGAACGGAACAGAAGAACAGAAAACGCAGUGGAUCACGCCUUUCACCACCGGAGAGAAGGUGGGCUGCUUCGCCCUCAGCGAGCCAGGUAACGGCAGCGACGCGGGCGCGGCCUCCACGGUGGCCCGUCAGGACGGAGACGAGUGGGUGCUGAACGGAACCAAAGCCUGGAUCACCAACAGCUGGGACGCCUCCGCCACGGUCGUGUUCGCCACCACGGACAAGAAACUCAAACACAAGGGCAUCAGCGCCUUCCUGAUCCCCAUGCCCCACCCGGGCCUUUCUCUGGGGAAGAAGGAAGACAAGCUGGGCAUCCGAGCCUCGUCCACGGCUAACAUCAUCCUGGAGGACUGCCGGGUACCGCUGGACAACAUGCUCGGACCGCGCGGCGCUGGGUUCAAGAUCGCCAUGCAAACCCUGGACAGUGGACGGAUCGGCAUCGCUGCUCAGGCUCUCGGUAUCGCUCAGGCGUCUCUGGACUGCGCUGCGGACUACGCACACAAACGCACCGCCUUCGGAUCCCCGAUCGGCAAGCUGCAGGCCAUACAGAUCAAACUAGCUGACAUGGCUGUGGCGAUAGAGAGCGCUCGUCUGCUCACCUGGAAGGCCGCCCUUCUUCGGGAUUCAAAGAAGCCCUUCACCAAGGAAGCAGCCAUGGCCAAACUAGCGGCGUCUGAAGCCGCCACUUUCUGCUCACAUCAGGCGAUCCAGAUUCUGGGUGGGAUGGGUUACGUGUCGGACAUGCCCGCCGAGAGGCACUACCGCGACGCUCGCAUUACCGAGAUCUACGAGGGAACCAGUGAGAUCCAGAGACUGGUUAUCGCCGGCCAGUUGCUGAAGGAAUACCAAUCGUAGACACGCUUGUGUCGGCGCCUUUUGGUACAACGUGGACACAUAAUCUCCCAGAUCUGGAGUCAGAUAAGUCAGCCCGGACACACAACACCUCAUCCAUAAAGAGACAGAAGAACCAGUACGAGUUGAGCCGCAGCUUUUAUACGUUUUUGGCAGCAGGGUCGAUCGGAGACGACAGUACAGAAGUUCAGAGGAAAUUCAGACAGUUUUUUAAGUGUCCAUUUCCUUUUGUUGUCUGAAGGAAAUUCAGGAAUUAAUUUUUCACACUGUGAGCUUACGAUUUAUCUCCGCUGCCUUAAUGGGAAUAUUUGUGCAUCGCUGGUUUAAAGGGUCAUUUCACUUAAAAAAAAAAAUGUUUUAACAUAUUUUCUACUAGUAGUGUCGAGCCAUGCAUUUUCUUUGUGCAGUUUUGAGAGAUCAAACUCUGUCUUGGUGCUCAAAGAAAAGUAGUUUUUAGUCACCUUUUUUUAAUGAUGAAUAGAGAGGUGAAGUCCCUCCCCCUCCGUUGGACCUCCACGGGACCUUAUUUAAAAAGAAAUAUGUCCGAUUAGUGAACUGG